Molecule: messenger RNA, 1355 nt
Organism: Lutzomyia longipalpis
Lineage: Eukaryota; Metazoa; Arthropoda; Insecta; Diptera; Psychodidae
Gene: MED19
Product: mediator of RNA polymerase II transcription subunit 19
Exons: 2
Coding region: 360-1076 (238 amino acids)
Biological process (GO): positive regulation of transcription by RNA polymerase II
Cellular component (GO): mediator complex
Molecular function (GO): transcription factor binding; transcription coregulator activity
Source: RefSeq, a predicted model, not a curated record
GUAAAUCACCCCUGGCUGAAAGAAACUUUCUCGAAAAAUCAAAAGAAAUUAUCUUUCAUAGUUUUCUUCCAAUUUCCCAGUGAUUUCUCAGAGUUUUCACUUUGAAUUCAUCCCCAAAAGGGUGCCAAUGGUGUGCUCGUGGUGAAGGAACUGGAGAAAAACUUUUCACUUAAAGUGCGGGAAAACAAAAGAAAAUUCUUUGCUUGGGGCCGUCAAGGCAAAAGAAGAAAAAAGAUUCUUGGACGUUGCAACGAAAGGAAUUUCCUGAACAAUUUCCUGUGUGGUGAGACACGGAGGGAAGGUAGAGAGAGAGAGCAGGAAAGGUGGUUGUGGCUUUGCUUGCCCCAGAAAAGCAGGAAAUGUUUAACUAUGGCAACAUGAUGACGGAUUUUCGGAAAGUAGAAUCCUCCUACUCACCAAAGUCCUCCUCACCGCGCGGCGGUAGAUCCCAGGAUUCCUCCGGGACGCUCAAGACGACCAUUUCGCUGGGGAAGAACCCCUCAAUUGUCCACAGUGGGCCCUUCUACCUCAUGAAGGAGCCGCCGAGUGAGUGUGGUGUCACGGGGGCCACGAAUCUCAUGUCCUACAACAAUCUCGAGCAUUCAUACAGCAAGUACAGCGGGAAGAAGGUCAAGGAGCAACUUUCAUCCUUCCUGCCGAAUCUUCCGGGGGUCAUUGAUGGCCCUGGGCAGCAGGAUGGCAGCUCACUGCGGAGUGUCAUUGAUAAGCCCCCAAUUGUCGGGAAGGAACUCCUUUCACUCACAAGUGUCCAAUUGGCGGGCUUCCGCCUACAUCCGGGUCCCCUUCCCGAGCACUACAGAUACUUGAACACAGCUCCCGCCAAGAAGCACAAGAACAAACACAAGAAGCACAAGCACAAAGAUGGUGUAGCACCACAAGAAUCCGUCGUUGAUGCAACUGGACUCGAUACUCACGAGAAGAAGCACAAGAAGCAGAAGCGGCAUGAGGAUGACAAGGAGCGGAAGAAGCGCAAAAAGGAGAAGAAACGCAAAAAACAGCGACACAGUCCGGAACAUCCGGGUGGCUCAAUCCCCCCUCAGACGCAGAUCUUCUAGAAGAAAAAAGGAGAUCCUUCAUUGUGCAACCCGAGAGAGCCUCCCGCCCACACACUUCCAACAAUUUUGUCGCUCUCAAUGUAGCCUCCACUUCCCUCCUCCUCCUCCUCCUUCCUCCCCACAAAACACGCGUAUUAUUUAUAAGAUGAAAUGGACAUCGUAUUUAAUGCAAUUUCCCCCCUAAAAUUAGGCUUAAGGAGACAUUUUAAAGAAAAUAAAUAAAAUUAGAGAAUUAUAAACACAAAUAAAAUAGAAAAUCUAUUUGUAAUUCCAAGAAAA